Molecule: messenger RNA, 2324 nt
Organism: Sorex araneus (European shrew)
Lineage: Eukaryota; Metazoa; Chordata; Mammalia; Eulipotyphla; Soricidae
Gene: SLC27A2
Product: solute carrier family 27 member 2
Exons: 10
Coding region: 164-2026 (620 amino acids)
Biological process (GO): very long-chain fatty acid catabolic process; long-chain fatty acid import into cell; bile acid biosynthetic process
Cellular component (GO): endoplasmic reticulum membrane; endoplasmic reticulum lumen; peroxisomal membrane
Molecular function (GO): long-chain fatty acid transmembrane transporter activity; long-chain fatty acid-CoA ligase activity; fatty acid transmembrane transporter activity
Source: RefSeq, a predicted model, not a curated record
CUGCCCCCGAGCCCGCACGCGUGCCGCCCGCCUCCGGGACGCGCUCGGCCGUCGCCCCCGCCUCGCCGCGCUCCGCCGUCCUCCCGGAGCCCACCCCGCCGCCGAGCUGCACGCCCGGAGUGCGCCCUCCGCCCUCGAAGGGACCGGGGGGCCCGCCAGCAUCAUGCUGCCCGCCCUCUACACGGCGCUGGCGGGGCUGCUGCUCCUGCCGCUGCUGGUGAACCUCUGCUGCCCCUACUUCUUCCCGGACGUGCGCUACUUCCUGCGGGUGGCCGGCGUGGCCCGGCGGGUGCGCAGCUAUGGGCAGCGGCGGCCGGUGCGCACCAUCCUGCAGGUGUUCCUGGAGAAGGUGCGCCAAGCGCCACACAAGCCCUUUCUGCUCUUCCGCGACGAGACGCUCACCUACGCGCAGGUGGACCGCAGGAGCAACCAGGUGGCCCGGGCGCUCCGCGACCACCUCGGCCUGCGCCAGGGGGACUGCGUGGCCCUCUUCAUGGGCAACGAGCCGGCCUACGUGUGGCUGUGGCUGGGGCUGGCCAAGCUGGGCUGUGCCAUGGCGUGCCUCAACUCCAACAUCCGCGCCAAGUCCCUGCUGCACUGCUUCCAGUGCAGCGGCGCCAAGGUGCUGCUAGCGUCGCCAGAUUUACAAGCAGCUGUUGAAGAGGUGCUGCCAAGCCUGAAAAAAGAGGACGCAUCCAUCUAUUAUGUCAGCAGAACUUCUAACACGGAGGGAGUUGGCACUUUUCUAGACAAAGUGGAUGAAGUAUCGACAGAACCUAUCCCGGAGUCUUGGCGGUCCGAGGUCACUUUUUCUACUCCAGCUAUAUACAUUUAUACAUCUGGGACCACAGGUCUCCCAAAAGCUGCAGUGAUCAAUCAUCAUCGCAUAUGGUAUGCAACUGGCGCUGCUCUUGCCAGUGGGUUGAGGAAAGAUGACAUAAUCUAUACCACUCUGCCCUUGUACCACAGUGCUGCUCUUAUGAUUGGUGUGCAUGGAUGUAUCGCAACUGGUGCUACUCUUGUACUGCGGACCAAAUUUUCAGCCAGCCAAUUUUGGGAUGACUGCAGAAAAUAUAAUGUCACUGUCAUUCAGUAUAUUGGUGAACUGCUUCGGUAUUUAUGCACCUUACCCCAGAGACCGAAUGACCGUGAUCACAAAGUGAGAAUGGCAGUUGGAAACGGCUUGCGAGGAGAUGUGUGGAGAGAAUUCAUCAGGAAAUUUGGGAACAUUCACAUUUAUGAGUUCUAUGCUGCCACGGAAGGCAAUAUUGGCUUUAUGAAUUAUACAAGAAAAAUCGGUGCUAUUGGAAGAGUAAACUACCUGCAGAGAAAAGUCAUAACUUAUGAACUGAUUAAGUAUGAUGUGGAAAAAGAUGAACCUGUCCGAGAUGCAAAUGGAUAUUGCAUCAAAGUUCCCAAAGGUGAAGUUGGACUCCUGAUUUGCAAAAUCACACGGCUUACACCAUUCAGUGGCUAUGCUGGAGGAAAGACACAGACAGAGAAGAAAAAACUGAGAGACGUCUUUAAGAAGGGAGACCUCUAUUUCAACAGUGGGGAUCUCUUAAUGAUUGACCAUGACAAUUUCAUCUACUUCCAUGACAGAGUUGGAGAUACUUUCCGGUGGAAAGGAGAGAACGUGGCCACCACUGAAGUCGCUGACAUCGUAGGACUGAUUGAUUUUGUCCAAGAAGUGAAUGUUUACGGAGUACCCGUGCCAGGACAUGAGGGUCGGAUUGGCAUGGCCUCAAUCAAGAUGAAGGAAGAUCGCGAAUUCGACGGAAAGAAACUCUUUAAACAUGUUGUUGAUUACCUGCCCAAUUAUGCGAGGCCCCGGUUUCUGAGAAUACAGGAUAUUAUCGAGAUCACUGGUACUUUCAAACACCGCAAAGUGACACUGGUGGAGGAGGGCUUUAACCCUGCUGUCAUCAAAGAUGCCUUGUACUUUUUGGAUGAGAAAGCAGAAAUGUAUGUGCCUAUGACUGAGGACAUUUACAAGGCCAUCAGUGAGAAAUCUCUGAAACUCUAAACAUUUCUAAACAUCCCCAUCAUAAUAACUCAUCAUAUUUCCAGACAGAAAUGGAAUGGACCUAGCACAGUCACUUGCUGUAAUCCAACUUUAAUUUGAUUGAAGAUUGUAAAGUGUGAUUUUUGUGUGUGUGCAAACCAAUAAAGGGAAAUGUUUCGAAAUUACAUCUGAACCUUUACAAGUGAACAGAUAGAGAUAAUUAUUUUUUCAAUUUGCACCUAUUUGUAUUGGCAAACUAAGCUUGUUAGAGGGUGUUAUUUUAUGUCAUACAUAAUAAAGAUAGAUGAAUGUGUGAUAA